Messenger RNA from Phaethon lepturus (White-tailed tropicbird), 954 nucleotides. RefSeq names its product Mab-21 domain containing 1 (gene CGAS). NCBI's taxonomy places the organism in Eukaryota, Metazoa, Chordata, Aves, Phaethontiformes, Phaethontidae. Gene Ontology annotation, molecular function: double-stranded DNA binding; chromatin binding; 2',3'-cyclic GMP-AMP synthase activity. Gene Ontology annotation, cellular component: nucleus; cytosol; site of double-strand break. The record is from RefSeq and is a predicted model, not a curated record. Gene Ontology annotation, biological process: paracrine signaling; DNA damage response; positive regulation of type I interferon production. The annotation marks the transcript as partial. The transcript has 5 exons.
AUAUCUGAACCAAAUGAGUUUGACAUCAUGCUUGUAAUGCCUGUUGCAAGACUUCAGCUGGAUGAAUCUGAUGACACUGGAGCCUAUUAUUAUCUAACAUUUAAAAGAAAUCCAAAAGAAAAGUAUUUGUUGAAGUUUUUAGAUGAAGAUGGAAAAUUAUCAUCCCUUAAAAUGCUUCAAGCUCUAAGAGAAAUUAUUAAACAAGAAGUAAAAAACAUUAAAAAUGUGGAAGUAACUGUGAAAAGGAAAAAGGCUGGAAGCCCUGCAAUAACUCUUCAGAUCAAAAAUCCUCCAUCAGAAAUAUCAGUGGACAUCAUCCUGACUUUGGAAGUUCAGCAGAGCUGGCCGCCCAGCACACAGGAUGGCCUCAAAAUUGAACAGUGGCUGGGAAGAAAAGUCAGGGGAGAGUUCAGAAAUAAAUCACUUUAUUUAGUAGCCAAAGAAAACAAAAAAGAAAAAGUUCUAAGAGGUAACACCUGGCGACUCUCUUUCUCGCAUAUUGAGAAGGCCAUGAUGAACAACCAUGGGAGCUCAAAGACAUGUUGUGAAUCUGAUGGACCAAAGUGCUGCAGGAAAGGUUGUCUUAAGCUUCUGAAGUAUCUUCUAGAGCAACUUAAAAUGAAAUAUACAAAAGAAUUGGAAAAAUUCUAUUCAUAUCAUGUCAAAACUGCUUUUUUCCACUCGUGUGUCAUGUGGCCAAAUGACACGGACUGGCAUUUGGGAGACCUGGAUCAUUGCUUUCAGAAAUAUCUGGCAUAUUUUCUGGAUUGCCUGCAGAAGUCUCACCUGCCCCACUUUUUUAUUCCCCGAUACAACUUGCUCAGCCUGGAACAUAAAGCGAGCAGUGAUUUCCUUUCAAGACAAAUAAACCACCAAUUGAACAACAGAUUCCCAAUAUUCCAGGAGAGAAAAAGUAUCUUCAACCCGUAUCGAGGAGGACGAGUGUCCAUGUGA